AUGGCCCCAGUGGUGCCGGCCGAGGCCUUCGCCGGGAAGCUGCCGGCGGGGAAGGGGGGGUACUCGAAGAAGGCGUAUGUGACCUUCCUCGCGGGUAGCGGGGACUACGUGAAGGGGGUGGUGGGGUUGGCCAAGGGGCUGCGGAAGGUGAAGAGCGCGUACCCGCUGGUGGUGGCGGCGCUGCCGGAUGUGCCGGAGGAGCACCGCCAACUGCUCCGCUCGCAGGGCUGCGUCAUUCGCGAGAUCGAGCCCGUCUACCCCCCAGAUAGUCAAACCCAGUUCGCCAUGGCCUACUACGUCCUCAACUACUCCAAGCUCCGCAUCUGGAAUGUGAGUAUAUAACAUAUAUGUACGGGCUUCUUCUGCAUGGCUUUAAAGUUAACGUGGGGGGGUGGGAGAACUUUUCUUUUUUUUUUGGCAUGAUUGGGGGAGGCUGACGAUGAGGUGGGUGCAGUUCGAGGAGUACAGCAAGAUGGUGUACCUGGACGCGGACAUCCAGGUGUACGAGAACGUCGACCACCUGUUCGACAACCCCGACGGCUACUUCUACGCCGUUAUGGACUGCUUCUGCGAGAAGACGUGGAGCCACUCGCGGCAGUACUCCAUCGGGUACUGCCAGCAGUGCCCGGACAAGGUGACGUGGCCCGCCGACAUGGGCAGCCCUCCCUCUCUCUACUUCAACGCCGGCAUGUUCGUCUUUGAGCCCAGCCGUUUGACCUGCGACAGCCUCCUCGAGACCGUCAAGGUCACCCCCCCCACUCCCUUCGCUGAGCAGGUACCUCUCUCUCUCUCUCUCUUCUGCUUCUUCUUCUUCUUCUUCUUCUUCUUCUUCUUAUUAUUAUUAUUAUUAUUAUUAUUGUUAUCUCUCUCUUUCGUCGUUGGAUUUGAUCAUUAUCUUGUCAAUCCUCGACCCCUAUGAACAACGGCGGUGGGUGGGGUCAAUGAAGGAUGCUAUUUCCUACUUCGGAAAGCCUUGACUGAGAGCUUGGUUGUGUGGCCCUCGGCAGGAUUUCCUGAACUUCUUCUUCGAGAAGAUUUACAAGCCCAUCCCCCUGACGUACAACUUGGUCUUGGCCAUGCUGUGGCGCCACCCCGAGAACGUCGAGCUCGAGAAAGUCAAAGUCGUCCACUAUUGCGCCGCCGUAAGCAUCCGUCUUCCUCCUCAUCCCCCAAGAAUAACCACUCUCAGUAACCCUACAUAAUAAAACGGAGACCUCGGUGUUGACUUGGGUCUUAUGUGCUGCGCUGCGCUAGGGUUCCAAACCGUGGAGAUACACGGGGAAGGAAGCCAACAUGGAUCGGGAGGACAUCAAGAUGCUGGUGGCCAAGUGGUGGGACAUCUACAACGACGAGUCGCUGGACUUCAACCCCGCAGAUGAGGCCCCAGAGGCGGAGGCGUCCUUGUCCAGGGCCCCCGUCGACCUGCCCCUGCAAGAAACCUCCGUGCCCUUGGUCACGGUCCCCUCCGCCGCCUAA
Spirodela intermedia is the source of this 1476-nucleotide messenger RNA. The record is from the annotation of a GenBank genome assembly. NCBI's taxonomy places the organism in Eukaryota, Viridiplantae, Streptophyta, Magnoliopsida, Alismatales, Araceae.